Protopolystoma xenopodis is the source of this 315-nucleotide messenger RNA. Lineage: Eukaryota; Metazoa; Platyhelminthes; Monogenea; Polystomatidea; Polystomatidae. The record is from the annotation of a GenBank genome assembly.
AUGGCUCCUGAGGCUGCGCUUCGCUUCAUCAAGAGGCCAGAUUGGGAGCUUAAAUGUCAUUCGAUGAUCCGCUGCACCCAGGCUGCCUCUCUAUUUGGCGUCUUCGUGGCCGCGCCAUUGGUCUCUCUUAUUAUGCGUAUAACGCCUUUGCUGCCCUCCCGGGUGUUUUCGUCGGAUGGCAUGCACCAAGUCUCUAUGGGGAUGGCAGUGAGCUUUCAUUAUAUGACAAGUGCUAUCGGUUGCGCACUAACAAGGCCCAGGCAAGUCCAGCUUGUUGUAGAACUCACCUUAUGGGCAUUCUACACCAUUUCUUGA